This is a messenger RNA of Entamoeba dispar SAW760, 2157 nucleotides long. RefSeq lists its product as uncharacterized. The transcript has a single exon. The record is from RefSeq and is a predicted model, not a curated record. NCBI's taxonomy places the organism in Eukaryota, Evosea, Mastigamoebida, Endamoebidae. The coding region runs from base 1 to 2157 and encodes 718 amino acids.
AUGUCAAUCACUGAAGUUCCUUUAAAUUGGUAUUUACAACAAAAGAAAUUAUUACAAAAUAAAGAAUUAACAAGAAAAUGGUUUAUAAGAAUAACUAGUAGUAUUUAUUCAUUACAUCAAGAAUCAAUUGGUCAUGGAUCAUUAUCAUUAAAACAUAUUUUUAUUAAAGAUGAUGAAAUAAAAUUAGCAUUUUUUGAUUUAAUUACACCAAUAUCAACAGUAAUAGCAAAAGAUUUAAUUUCAUUAAAAAAAUUAUGGAUUAUUUUAGGAUGGUAUUAUUUCUAUGAAAAUAUUAAAGAAAGUGAAUUAGAGAAAUCAUCAUUUUUAACUAAAUUACAAAUUAUCUUUCCUGAAACAAUUAAUAUUCAAAAAGCAAAAAGUGUAGAAGAAAUAAUGUCUAUAAUUCAAUCAUUUGAUCCAAAAACGAAACAACUUUUUCGUAAUUUAUUAACAGAACAACCUUUUCUUUUUACAUUAACAGAAUAUUUUAAUCAACAAAAAAAUAUUAGUCAGAAAGUUAAUGAAUAUAAACCAUAUUUUACUACAAUUGAUGAUUUAUAUUGUAAUAAUUGUACUUUUGUUCCUGCUGAUAUAAUUUCAUCUUGUCAAUAUACAAAAAAUAAUAAUAUUUAUUUAGCAUCAAAUGGAUGUCUUUAUAAAUUUAAUAUAACUCCAAUCUCUAUCAUUUGUAAUAAUGAUUCUCCUUUUAUUUAUUCUCCUUUUAUCAAAAAUAAAUCAUAUGGAAUUGAAAUGUCAAGUACAAAUAAUAAUAGAAAUACAUUUUCUGAUGUUCUUUUAAAAACUUUAUUUUUAUCAAGAUCAGUCUUAGUAAUGAUAGAUGGAUCAGCAUAUUCACUUCAUUAUAAUUUCCCAACUUAUCUUAUUGAAUUAGCAAAUGCAUUUAAUAUUCAAGUUGAUGUUUAUCAACCUUAUAAUUAUUUAUAUUCUCAACUUAAAAGUUUAUCAGUUACUAUUCCUCUAUUAAAACAAAUAUUAAAUACUAAUGAAACAUCAAAAAUAAUUAAAUUAAUGGAAUUAAAUCCUAAAUUAAAGAAAUUAAAAACAAUUAUUAAAAAUAAUACAAUUUCUUCUCUUCUUGUUAAUGAUGAAAGUUAUUUAUGUUUUGAUGUUUUCUGUACUGAAUGUAAAUCAAUUAGAACAUGUCCACAUGCAUUUUUAUGUUGUAUUAAAAAUUUAAAUGAUGGUACAAUUGUUGGAUAUGCUACAACUAUUGAUGUUUUAUUAGAACCUAAUUCAUCUAAUCAAUCAUCAUUUUCAACAUAUGAAAAUACUACUUUAAAAUAUAUUUCUAAUUCUGUUGAACAAAAACUAAAUUCACCAAUUACUCAACAAAUAAUAAAAGAAGAUAUCACCCAAAGAACUAGACAACAAUCAUCAUCUAAUAGAAAAAUUGAUUCAAAAUUAAUUAAACAAAAUACUUUUAUUAAUUCAAAUGAAACACAAAAACUUACUCCAUCUUCUCAUUUAUCAUCAACUCCAUUGUCUGGUUGUUAUUAUCCACUAGAAAAACAUCAAGAAUCAAUAAGAAAAAUAGAUGAAACAAAUUAUGGAUUUGUAUGUGAUUUAGUUGUUUAUUCAAUCCAACCAACAUCACAACAUGAAUAUACUUCUCAAAUAAUGAUAAUUUCAAGUAUAAAAAGUGUAGAACCAUUAAAAUUAGCACGUAAUUUAAGAAGUGAAGGAUUUAUAAUUCAAACAUUAUUUAAAGAAGAUAUUAAAAUGGAAGAGGCAAAAAAAAUAAUAAAAGAUUAUAAUUGUGAUAGGUUGAUUCUUUUUGAUGGAGGAUUUAAAAUUAUCAAUGAGGAUGAAAUAAUUGAAAUAAAAAAUAUUAAUGAAGUUGUUUUAGAAAUUAAAUCUGGAAAUCCAAUUAAUUUUGAAUACACAACACUAAACAAAGUAGAUAUUGGAAGUAUUAUGUAUAAUGAAACAUCAAUUAAAGAUAUGCAUCCAGAAAUUAUCAAAGCUAUGAUUAUAUCUUUUGAAAAUGAAGAUAUUUUUAUUAAAAAAUAUCCAACAAUCAAAAAAUCUUUUGAAACAAACCAAAAUACAAAAGAAUCACCACAAGUAAUGAUCAUUCUUAAACAAUAUGAUGAGGAAUAUGUUGAAUUUAUUGGAAAGAAGAAGAAAAAGAAAUAA